Messenger RNA from Paramisgurnus dabryanus, 1362 nucleotides. The record is from RefSeq and is a predicted model, not a curated record. Lineage: Eukaryota; Metazoa; Chordata; Actinopteri; Cypriniformes; Cobitidae.
AUGCUUGCUCAGGCGGCAGCAGAGGUCGUAUUGGAAUGGACACAACCUCCACCCCCCAAAUUAUCCCUCCUCGCCAACUGGUACUUCGAGUGUGCCAGAACAGUGAAGUCCCAACCACCUGUACCAUUCUUUCCCGAGGUGCAUGACAAGUUGACACGGGCCGCUAAGAGUUACGCCAGUAUUCUGACAGUGGAGCGACCAGUGCUUUCCACCUGGAGGGACUGGCCAACCCUUCCCUCAUGGGCAUGUCGGUAUUCCCCCAACCUGAUGUCUGAGUGUAGUUACCCUGCUUGUGGGGAGUUGGCCUCUGCUGUGCACGCUAUGGGGUUGCUUCAAGUUCACCAGGCCAAAGGUCACCGCAAAAGCCAUUGGACAUGCGAUGUCCAUCCUGGUGGUCCAGGAAUGCCAUCGUUGGCUGUGCCUGGCCGACAUGCGGGAGCAGGACAAGAUACAACUCCUAGAAGCUCCGGUGUCCCAGCCUGUCUUCAGAGGAACACAGGAGCUAUGGUCGGGCUCACAACCCUACAUCCUCCCCCUUUCUCUAUCGCCAGCAGGUGUGUUGAAGUGGCCGGGACCCUCACAAUGGAGUCUCUCCAGCUCAGCCACCCAUCUGCGGAGCCCACCAUUGUUGGAGAGACAAGCUCCUCUCCCACCAUUGCCAUCGCCUCUUUACUAAGCCCUUUAAGUUUCCCUGUGAUCAGUCAUUUUGCCUCAUGUGCCUGCUUGAGUGACAGAAAAAGGUUUUCAUCCUUUUUCAGAACGAUGGCCAGUGAUAAUUAUCAAAGCAUUGCAAUGGCUCAGCUUGUCAAGCACUUUGGCUGGACUUGGGUUGGAACGGUCAACAGUCGCAAUGAUUAUGGUACCUAUGGAAUGGACGUAUUUUUAAAGACAGCACACGAAUUGGGGAUUUGUGUUGAAUACUCGGAGACAAUAUUAAAAACCGAUACACAAGAACAGCUACUAAAAACACUGGAAGUGGUUAAAAAAGGAACAGCCAAGGUGGUGGUGCUUUUUAUAUCAAACGUAGAUUUCCUCCCAUUCAAAAAAUUGAUUGUGCAACAGAACAUUACUGGGAUCCAGUGGAUCGGUACUGAAUCCUGGAUCAGUUCUCAAACUAUUCAGGAUACAAAGGAAAACAGUUUCUUCACGGGAGCCGUGGGCUUUGCCGUACAGAACAUGAAGCUCGAUGGCCUGCGAGACUUUCUUUUGACUGUGCACCCUAAUCAAGAACCAAAAAAUGAACUUUUGAAAGAUUUCUGGGAAGAAACCUUUCAGUGCUCUUUCAGAAACACCGGGGGUAGCACAAAUAGCUGUACUGGCUCAGAACGCUUAACAGAAGUGCACAAUGAAGUGCACACUUAA